Molecule: messenger RNA, 2691 nt
Organism: Bacidia gigantensis
Lineage: Eukaryota; Fungi; Ascomycota; Lecanoromycetes; Lecanorales; Ramalinaceae
Exons: 2
Coding region: 1-2691 (896 amino acids)
Source: RefSeq, a predicted model, not a curated record
AUGGCUGCCAACACGAACCUCAUCCCUCCCUACAAAUAUGAGGGCCCACAGCAGAAUCAGUCUCAACCUGCCUCAUAUGGCCAGAACUUACCAUAUGGCCAGAAUACGUCUUAUCCUCCUCCUCCCACUCAACCUCCGCCCUCGGCCACCCCUCAACCCUACACUGUCUCUCCGAUGACUUCUCCCGCCUUCAAUCAGUCCGUCAAUCCUCCUUACAAUGCCUACAAUCCCUCUGCCUUUGCUGGCCCACCUCAACCUUACGGCAAUCCGAUGAACAAGCAACAGCAACAGCAGCAAGCAUUUGCUCCGCCACCCAAUGCUCCUCCUACUCCACAGUACACCCCCACAAGCGCAAGCAGGCCUGUUUCAGUCAUUGGGACGCCGUUCUUUCCACCACCACCAGGGCGGAGGCAGUCUUCCUACUUUCCACCUCCCGCCAACGUUCCUCCAACUCCACAGUACACCCCAACAUCAUACGGUCAACCGGCCCUAAGCCCUCAGAGUACGGGCUCCUCCUAUUUUCCACGACAACCUCAAAACCCGCCAAUCGCUCCUCAACAGCCAUAUCGAGCCAAUUCGAUUACACAAGCGCCUUACGGGCAGCCAAUUCUGACACCUCAGAGCACAGGAGCCACUAUAAGCUCUUUCGGCGACCCACCAUCCCCGCCAUCUCCACUAGCUCCUCAAACCGCACCAGGUCCAGAUCAGCUUGUACAUGGGGUUGAAGGGUUACACAUUGAGUUGCCGGCGGUCGGAACCCCUGUCUCUGCAGCCGAGAACAAGGGCCAAGGUGUCAGCGCAUUCCAGCCACCGUCUCAGCCGCCGGUUCAAGAGAACGUAAUUACACCAGUCCAGGACCUACAACAAAUCCCGGUUACCUCGCCAACUCAAGGGGCUACCCCUACGCAGGACAGACAAGCUCCUCAGAUACAACAGCCACAGCCUAUUCAGCCUUCAGUCACUGCCCAGUCAGCCUUUGCUCAACCACCUCCUACACCGUACGGCCAGCCACCAAGCUCACAACCACAAUUUACGCCACCUCCAAAUACAGCCCCACCGCAGAUUGGCAAUCCAGGACCACCCCCAACCCUUUACGGACAACCAGGCACUUAUCAAAGACCUGUUCCUCCUCCCCCAAACUCAGCACCACCGCAGAAUAGAGACUCAACUCAAUUCAUCCAGCCUCAGUGCGCGCCAGAGACUACAUAUCAGCCAGCACAAUCGACCAUUUAUGGGUACAAUUCUAUUGGACAGCAGCCACCUCCACCUCCCCCCUACUCUCCUCCCACGCAACCUCUCCAGAACCCACCACAAUUCAAGCAUGAAUAUCAACCUCAGAGCCCUUACGGCCAAACGCAGCCGCUACCACAGUCACCUCCAAUACCUCAGCCAUACGGUGUCCCGCCUCAAGCUCCACAACCCUAUGGACAACCUCCACCUCCACCACCACAAGGAUACGGCAUUCAAGACCAGAAGCAGCAAUACCAAAACCAGAUUCAGCACCCAGUUGAAGCUCAAAACCAGGUCCAACCUCCGCUAUACUCUCAUCCGCCAGGCAUGCAGGUCGUCUCUCAACAACAGCAGCAGACAUCCGUUCAGCAAUUGGGCCAACAAUAUGGCAUCCCAGUCCAACAAACUCCACCUCAACAACAUCAGCCAGGCAAAGACGAACACCAAACGGGCAAAGCUAAGCGCUUCUUUGGUGACACGCUGGUGGGAAGAUUUGCUCGCUCGUCUGUUUCAACGGUUACUACUACCAUCAAGAUGCCAUCAGUGCUGUCUCCAUGGGGUGACAACAAUCCCGUCACCCUCCCUAACGUCCGCUACCGAGAUGCCGUCCUCUUCGGCACAUUUGCCGUAAUAGGAGCCCCACUCGUCGAUGGCGUCGUCGAUGGCGUUGCCAGCAGUUUCGGCGCCGAUCAUUUCAUCUCAGAGAUCGUAAGCUCAGGUGGCGGAUUCAUCACCGGCAACACCAUCGUCAAAUACGGCGUAUUCCAAGUCGUCGAGCAAGCAAUCGACAAAGGCGUCCUGGAGAAGGUUCUCCCUGAAGUCGAAAAGACAAUGCGAACAACCUCAGCCAAAACCCUCCAGGUCUCCAUUAAGCAUAAACUUAUGGGUGUCGACGCGGACAUCCAAUUCGUACGAACGUACCCGACAACAAACAUGAUGGCUUGCGACAAAGGCUGGUUCAGCCCCUACCUCUUCGCCUCCUCACGCACACCGAUGAUACCGCGGAAUCAGGAUUGGGCAAUGGCGCAGUUCUUCCGCCCAUACCUCGCUGGCGAGUCCGCGGGGAUGUGGUCGUCAUCCCGCCGUCCAGGCUGCGGCAGCUUACGCAUCCAUCUCCUCAACGGCUGCCCAUCCAUCGUUGUCCCUUGCCUCAAGGAGAAGACGCCCGUCAUGGCCUGGAGUCCGUGGACGGUCAAUCAGAUGCAAAAUGCCAUGACGCCUGGCGCUAAAGGGAAUUAUAGUCCGCAGAGACAUCAUGAGGAAAUUAGUAGCUACAUAUUGGGAUUGGUGGAUAGGAAUGGGUUGUUGGAGCAGGUGAAGGUGCCAGGGGUGUUCGAGAGGUUGCUUGGGAAGGGCGUGCAGAUGGUUAUGAAUGGGGCUAUCAAUGCGCCGAGGAGUAUGGGGAAGGUGGUCGGGUGCGUGGAUGGGGAUAGGGCUGGGAUCGUGUGUUUGAGGUAUUGA